Molecule: messenger RNA, 2976 nt
Organism: Candidula unifasciata
Lineage: Eukaryota; Metazoa; Mollusca; Gastropoda; Stylommatophora; Geomitridae
Source: the annotation of a GenBank genome assembly
AUGGGUAUAACCGCACUUUUGUAUGCGGUAUUAGCUGACAGUGAAGAGAUUGUUGAGAAUCUGAUCAGAAGUGGUGCCAGUGUUAAUGUAUGUACUCAAGAUGGAGAAACAGGACUGCAUUAUGCUACCAUCAAAGGAUCAGGCGAAAUCAUACAAGUUCUGAUAGCUGCAGGCUGUAAUGUUGACUCUACUACCUUAGAUGGACAAACGCCACUAAUGUGGUCAGCGCAUUUUAACAAGACUGACGCUGCACAAGUUUUAUUUGAAAGUGGCGCAAGUGUUUACAAAAAAGACAAUUUUGGUUUUACAGCCCUGCAUGUGGCUGCUAUGAAUAAACACAGGGAAAGUGUUGCUUUGUUACUUAAUCAUGCUGCUGAUUGUUUUCAGCUUGACAAUAUGGGACAUACUGCUUUGAUGGUAGCAGCUGUCGUUGGGGACGAAUACAUUGUUAAAGAAUUCAUAAAACGUGAAAGAGAAGAAUCAAAAUUAUUGGUAAAUUUAAAAGACAAGGGCGGGCGAACUGCUUUAUUCUUUGCUUCACUGCUAGGGCACAGGCAUAUUGUAAAGCUGCUUAUAGAAGCACAAGACAAUCCUCAUGCAUGUGAUUAUAGUGGGACGGAUGCAUUAAUGAUGGCAUGCAAAAGUGGGCAUGAACAAGUUGUGGAACUGCUGUUAAAGAUUAAACCACACCCACUGGAUCGCAGAUAUUUGUUGGCAUUACAAGAAGCAGUCAGUAGGCAUCACACAAACAUUGUCAAUAUUAUGUUGCCAAGAAAAGAGAACAUCAAACACCUCCUAAGAAUGCAAGAAACUUUACCAGAAGAAGUGAAAACUUUCCCACUUCUGCACAUCGCUGCUGAAAAUGGUGAUUUACAGAUUUUGAAGACUUUAUUACGUGCUGGGGCAGAUAUUAACAGUUGCGAUCCAUUUGGUCAAACAGCACUUCUGGUUGCUGCAAAUUCUAAACAUGAUGAAGUAGUGCAACUUCUUAUUCACCAUGAUGCAAAUAUAAAUUCUUGCGAUAUUGGUGGAGAUACACCUCUAAUCCUGGCUUCACAAGCUGGAAGUACAAACAUUGUAAAACUGUUGAUUAAAAAGCAAGCUGAUUUAACUUUAAAAAACUCGGUAGGAAGAUCUGCAUUAAUGGAGGCUGCAGGUAAUGGUUUUCUUGAGAUAGUUGAAAUCCUGUGUGAUACCAGCAAUGACAUUGAAACAAAGGAGGUAAAUGGAUGGACACCAUUGAUGCUGGCUGCCCAGGGUGGAUUUGCUAGAAUUGUAAAGUUUCUCACUGAAAAGGGCGCUUUAGUUGGAAACAAAACUAGACAAGGUGUGACGGCUGUUAUGAUUAGCGCAGGAAACGGAAAAAUAAAAACUACCAGACUGUUAUUUGAAAAAGGAGCAAACAUAAAUGAAAAAGACAGAAAUGGAAACACACCGCUUUUAUACGCAGCUUCUCAGGGGCACAGUCAGAUCGCAAGAUUCUUGGUUGAAAAAGGAGCAGAUGUAAACAUAUAUGAUCCAUUUCUGAAACAGUCACCUCUUAGUUAUAGCAUUCUAUUUGGUGAUGUAGCAACAUCAGAAAUGCUUGUAAAAGCUGGAGCCGAUGUCAACAUAGUCAACACAGGUGGACGCAGCUGUAUGCAUUUCGCCGCAGCUGGUGGGCAUUAUCCGCUAGUUGAACUUCUACAUGAACAUGGUGCUGCUGUCGAUGUUAUAGAUGCAAGUAGGAGAACUCCUCUGAUGUUGGCAGCAUACAAAGGAGAUGUCAAAAGUGUCCGUUAUUUGAUAUGCAAAGGAGCUGACUACAAUCGUUGUUGCUCUGAUGGCUGGUCGUCAUUGAUGUUAUGUUCGCAGGUGGGACGUGUAGAGUGCAUGAAAACCCUUUUGGAAAAAGGCGACGUUAACCUGGAAUACAAAGAGAAAUUAGGACAUUCUGCAUUAAGUAUAAGUGCAGCCAACAAUAGAUACGAUGCUGUGUGCUUGUUGCUUAAGAAGGGGGCAAAUACAAACACAAGAAACCACGCUGAACAGACACCACUGAUGCUUAGUAGCUACAACGGAAAUAUAAAAGUUGUUGAAAAGUUGAUCAAGUCUAAAGCAUCACUGAAUUUAAAGGACAAAGAUGGAAAAACAGCUCUGAUUAUUGCUGCUGAGACCAACAGGCUGGACAUUGUUGAAGUUUUACUCAGAGCUGAAGCUGAAAUAAAUGCUACGAGCAAUAAUAAAGUGACAGCUCUGCAUGCCAGUGUGCGAAAUAAAAACUUAGAAAUUGUUAAACUUCUGAUCACUUAUAAAGCUGGAUUAGACAUUGCUGAUGUGGAAGGUAACACUCCCCUCAUGUCCAGUGCCAGAAAUGACAGUAAUCUAAUCCUGAAACAUCUGUUACAUGCUAAUGCUGACAUGAAAAAGCAAAACAAAGAAGGUAAAACAGCCACAGACAUUUGUAUUGAAAGAAACAACAGGGUGGCACUAAAUUACCUGUGUCAGAAAGGCCCUGUAACCAAAGCAGAAAAAGAAAAGUACAUAGCUGUUGCCACCAAGUGCAAACAUACAGAACUUGUGACAAUUCUAAGCCAGGCCAGAACCGAUGACAGUCGCCAGACGGCAGGUGCACAAGAUACUGAUAGUAACUUAUUUGCUGCUAAUGAUGAUGGCGGUGAUAAUUUAAAUGAUUCUGCUGAGGCUGUCGCAGAGAGUAGAGACAGGCAACCAGGCUGCAGUGUAGGAAGAUCUACCAGCACACCGCUAGACUCUAAUGGAGUUGCAGCCACAGCUAUGGGAGCAACAGAGACUAAAACCAUCAAACUGGAUCCCACUGAAAAACUGAAUCUUCAGAAUGCCAACAUAAAACAAAUGAUUGUGAACGUGUACAACACAAAGAAUGAGAUCAGAAAAGCCCAGAAUGUCACUAUUGGAGACUACAGCAGCAUCGCGUGCUACGAUCAGCUGACAAAACAAGAUGGACAAGGACAAUAA